Molecule: messenger RNA, 1006 nt
Organism: Guyanagaster necrorhizus
Lineage: Eukaryota; Fungi; Basidiomycota; Agaricomycetes; Agaricales; Physalacriaceae
Exons: 1
Coding region: 217-858 (213 amino acids)
Source: RefSeq, a predicted model, not a curated record
AAGACAUAUAGCUUCCUUGAUGCCCGGAGACAAAGAGGUUUUAGCGACAUGAUUCGUCGACUUCCGGAUGUGCAAUCAAGGGAUUCCAAAUCGCUGACUAUGGUGCUGUGCAGCAGACGGCAACUAACUUGGCGGCUGAAGCAUUGAACUAGCUCUUAUCAGUCUCUUCGAAUCCCAGCGUUCACAGCAUAUUCAUACAGUCUAUUGGGGGGUCCAAUGGCGUCAAACAAGUUGUUGCUUAACCUUGGACCAGAUAUUCUCCCAAUCAUCGACUUGCAUAAAUCUCUCCUCAAAAGUUGUCUGCAGGCGGAUGAGAGGCUUCUCGACUGUGACAAACCAAUUUCGGGCAUGGAGCUCAAAGUUGAACGCUUGCUUCGUCUUUUCCCUUAUCACUCACGUUAUAUUGUUAUCCCUGACAUUGCUACAUUUGAGCUCCGUGCUGCAAUCCAGUGUGUUGGGGUCGCUCGCCUGCCAGCGGGAGGAAGACCUGCUGACUUGCUCGAUCCAGCUGCAUUUUUCAGGGAUAUUAUAGACCCCAACCAUGUUUUAAAGCUGCCGCCGCUUUGCUGGUCUCAACUGGUGCGGGUUGCAAGGGAUGACGGCGCCUUUCGUCCUCUAGAUCCUGAUAAUGAUAAUCAUGCCGACUUGUUUCUUCUUUGGCUCUGUUCUGCAGUCUUAUGUUCAUUUGACGCACCGCAGAAGGGCCUCAAGCAGGGUUUUGGUUGUCCGUUGAUUCUUGAAUUUUCGGAUGCGUUGCCCUGUUUCCCUGGAAGAAUCUAUCACCACGUUCUCUCGACAUGCUCUCUAACUUUGUCAGAGAUCCACCUUCAGACUGGCCAUCGUUGCCACCGCCUCUGAGGGUGUUUAUAAUGGCUGUUGCAUUCUUGCUUCACAAACUUGUUCUGCCAGGAUCAGAUACCUCUCAUUCCAUCAUUCAUCUCUCGUUAACUACUGCGGUCGAGUGGAUCCGUCACCAAACGUUUUCACGCUCAAGAAAGCUACCGCU